Messenger RNA from Myotis daubentonii (Daubenton's bat), 1694 nucleotides. It is a transcript of the gene KICS2, whose product is annotated as KICSTOR subunit 2. Gene Ontology annotation, biological process: negative regulation of TORC1 signaling; cellular response to glucose starvation; protein localization to lysosome. The record is from RefSeq and is a predicted model, not a curated record. NCBI's taxonomy places the organism in Eukaryota, Metazoa, Chordata, Mammalia, Chiroptera, Vespertilionidae. Gene Ontology annotation, cellular component: KICSTOR complex.
AUGGGGGAGUCUAUCCCGCUGGCCGCCCCGGUGCCGGUGGAACAGGCUGUGCUGGAGACGUUCUUCUCUCACCUGGGUGUCUUCUCUUACGACAAGGCCAAGGACAAUGUGGAGAAGGAACGAGAGGCCAACAAGAGCGCGGGGGGCAGCUGGCUGUCGCUGCUGGCGGCCUUGGCCCACCUGGCCGCAGCCGAGAAGGUCUAUCACAGCCUCACCUACCUGGGGCAGAAACUAGGUAAGGGCAGUCUGAUGAAAGAAGGUAUCAUGAAGGCCACACUGUUUAACACUGGAAGGGGCCAGUCUUUCUUCAGCAGGAAGGACUCCAUCCGAACUAUCUAUACUUCCCUGCAUAAUGAGCUGAAGAAAGUGGUGACUGGCCGUGGCACCCUGGGAGGGACCGCUCCUCAUGUGGAAGAACUCCUUUCCCACCUGUCAGAGCAGCUCUGCUUCUUCGUUCAGGCGCGGAUGGAGAUUGCAGACUUCUAUGAGAAGAUGUAUACCCUCAGCACACAGAAGUUCAUCAAUGCUGAAGAGCUCGUUGGCCUUUUGGACACCAUCCUCAAGAAGUACAGCUCCAGAUUUCACCACCCAAUCCUCAGCCCUCUGGAAAGCAGUUUCCAGCUGGAAGUCGAUGUCCUGAGUCAUCUCCUGAAAGCCCAGGCUCAGGUCUCAGAGUGGAAGUUCCUGCCGUCUCUGGUUAACUUGCACAGCGCUCACACCAAGCUGCAGACCUGGGGCCAGAUCUUUGAAAAGCAGCGGGAGACCAAGAAACAUCUGUUUGGAGGGCAGUCUCAGAAGGCCGUUCAGCCCCCACACCUUUUCCUUUGGCUGAUGAAACUCAAAAACAUGCUUCUUGCCAAAUUCAGUUUCUACUUUCAUGAGGCACUGAGCCGACAAACGACUGCUUCUGAAAUGAAAACGUUGACUGCAAAAGCCAACCCAGACCUGUUUGGAAAGAUUUCCAGCUUCAUCAGGAAGUACGAUGCUGCCAACGUGUCUUUAAUCUUUGAUAACCGAGGGUCUGAGAGCUUUCAGGGUCACGGCUAUCACCACCCCCAUUCCUACAGGGAGGCCCCCAAGGGUGUGGACCAGUAUCCAGCCGUGGUGUCUCUGCCCAGCGACAGGCCUGUCAUGCACUGGCCCAACGUCAUCAUGAUCAUGACGGACCGCACCUCCGACCUGAACAGCUUGGAGAAGGUGGUUCACUUCUACGAUGACAAAGUUCAGAGCACCUACUUCCUAACCCGCCCAGAACCCCACUUUACCAUUGUCGUCAUUUUUGAGUCAAAGAAAUCUGAGAGAGACUCCCACUUUAUUUCCUUCCUCCAUGAGCUCUCACUUGCCCUUAAGAACCCCAAGGUUUUUGCAAGUCUGAAACCUGGAUCCAAAGGUUAGCAGGUUAUCUGUGCGAAAGGUUUUCAAGAGAAGAAGUUGUGUUCUUAAUUGCUCUAAUGCUCUACAGUGGUCUGUGAUUAGGGUUUCGAUCCAUCCAGGCUUCUUUCAGAGCUAAAUUAAAGACAAAGCCUCCCUAAUUGUGUCGCACACUUUAUAUGCAAUUAAGGCCAAUUAAGUAAAGUAUCCAAAGAGUAAUCUAGGCUACAGUAUAUCUCCAUGGUACAGCAAAGUACUCUCAGUAUUUUCUCCUGUUUUCCUGUAUUUUAUGUAGACUGAAUAUUUAUUAGCCUUUGAUGUUU